Molecule: messenger RNA, 2194 nt
Organism: Ricinus communis (castor bean)
Lineage: Eukaryota; Viridiplantae; Streptophyta; Magnoliopsida; Malpighiales; Euphorbiaceae
Product: putative pentatricopeptide repeat-containing protein At5g52630
Exons: 1
Coding region: 158-1864 (568 amino acids)
Biological process (GO): RNA modification
Molecular function (GO): protein binding; RNA binding; zinc ion binding
Source: RefSeq, a predicted model, not a curated record
UAGUAUCACCAUUCACUUCUAUGCAUCAUAAUAAGCGAAUUUCCAUACUAAGUUUCUUCUUAGAUAGGGACAACAGCAUAAGAGAGAUCGCAGAACCCAAUCCCAUUAUUUUUCCCUCUCCAUUUCCUUGAACCAUACAUUACAAAUUUACAAUAUAAUGAACCAGUUGUUGCACACAAACGCUGACCCACGUAUCCUCCAUGCCCAAGCAAUAAAAUCUCCCUACACAAAUCUCUCAUGCUUCAAUCACUUGAUCACUCUCUACUCAAGAUCACCAAAUUUUCUUGUUUUCUCCUACGCUAAUCGUCUCUUCUCUCUGCUCCCAUCUCCCAACAUUGUCUCAUGGACUUCCCUCAUUUCAGCUCACACCCAUUCUUUCCUUUCUCUUCACCACUUCCUCUCUAUGCUUCGCCGACCAAUUCUCCCCAAUCAGCGGACUCUCGCUUCCCUCUUCAAAGCCUGCACCAAUCUCUCCGCUCUUUCAUUUGGCUUUAGUCUUCAUUCCAUGGCUUUGAAGCUCUCUCUCGAUACCCAACCCUUUUCUGGGUCUGCAUUGGUUAAUUUUUACUCGAAAUGUCGUUUGCCAGAGAAUGCACGUAAGGUGUUUGAUGAAAUGCCCGAGAGAGAUGAAGUCUGUUAUGGUGCGUUGAUUGUAGGUUUGGCUCAGAAUUCCAGAGCUAUAGACGCGUUGUCUGUGUUCAACGAGAUGAAGUUUUGUAAUGUUAGUUCGACUGUUUAUAGUGUUUCGGGUGCUUUACGUGCAGCCGCAGCGAUGGCGGCUUUGGAGCAAUGCAGAGUGAUUCAUGGGCACGCCGUCGUUUCGGGUUUGGAUAGGAAUGUCAUCAUAGGCAGUAGUUUGAUUGAUGGGUAUGGGAAGGCAGGAGUUAUAAUGGAUGCUAGGAUGGUUUUUGAUGAGUUGUUGCCUGGUUUGAAUAUGGUAGCAUGGAAUGCCAUGAUGGCUGUCUACGCCCAACAAGGGGAUAAGAACUCUGUGCUUGAGUUGUUUAAUGCAAUGCGGGGUGAAGGGCUGCUACCUGAUGAGUAUAGUUUUUUAGCCAUAUUAACAGCUUUUUGUAAUGCAGGUUUAUAUCUCGAGAGUGAAAAAUGGCUUAAGAGCAUGAAAGUAGAGUAUGGGGUAGAACCUGGUUUGGAGCACUAUACAUGUUUGGUGGGCGCAAUGGGACGAGCAGGACGACUAGAGGAAGCAGAACAGAUUGCAAUGACAAUGCCAUUCGAACCGGAUGCUGCAGUUUGGCGAGUGGUGUUGUCAUCUUGUGCAUGCCAUGGUGAUGCAGACAAGGCUUGGGUGAUGGCUAAAAGGCUCUUGCAGUUGGAUCCUCUUGAUGAUUCAGCUUAUGCAAUCGCUGUUAAUGUGUUAUCGGCUAAAGGAAGGUGGGAUGAGGUUGCAGAACUGAGGAAGUUAAUGAAAGAUAGGAGGGUGAAGAAGCAAGGAGGUAAGAGUUGGAUUGAAGUGAAAGGAAAAGUUAAUGUGUUUCUGUCAGAAGAUAGGAGGCAUGAGAGAACACAGGAAAUUUAUUCCAAGUUAGCUGAGUUGAUGGAGGAUAUUGAGAAAUUAGGAUAUGUGCCGGUUUUGGAUGAGAUGUUGCAUGAAGUAGGGGAAAAGGAGAAAAGGGAAGCACUUCGGUAUCACAGUGAAAAGUUGGCUCUCGCAUUUGGUGUGGUUAGUGGCGCAGCCCCACCAGGGAAGGCAUUGAGGAUUAUUAAGAACUUAAGGAUUUGUAAGGAUUGCCAUGAGGCUUUCAAGUAUUUCAGCAUAGCGGUGGAGAGGGAGAUUAUUGUUAGAGAUGCUAACAGAUACCAUAGAUUUUUGAAUGGUAAUUGUACGUGUGGAGAAAUUUGGUAACUUGUUGAGAAGGAACCUUCAUAGUGCUCGAUAAAGCAGAAUUUAUUUCUCUUCAAGCCAUCAGAAACCCAUCAACUGUGGGGUUGCGCUAUUGAUACUAUUUCUUUUAUUUAUUUGAGGAGAAACAAAAAAAUUGACACAACUAACAAAUGAUUCUUACUGGUGAUUGAUUAUUGAGAGUGCUAAUAAUUUCUGUAAUUUUUUCUUUUAAGUUCAUCUCUUUUGACCGAGAAAAAAGGUCUAUGCUUUGACACUAAAUGACAAUAGAAAAAAAUGAUAAUAGAUGUAUGGCUGAAUUGCUGAUUGCAUAGAAUGGAUUUGUUUUGUCAA